AUGGGAACAGUUAAAGAAAGUAGUACAAUUAGUGUCAAUAACACUUCAUUCACAACAAGCACAUCUGUAAUGGAUUUCAAUGCAUCCACAACCAUGUCAGUAUUAACGACUAAAGCAUCUACUGAUAAACUAACUGAAAUAACCUCUACAUUCUUGAGUCAAUCAACUCAAUCGGUCACUAAUUUAUUUACAAACGCUUCGACGUUGACUACCGUUGAAACGACAACCACUACGAUAACCUAUGUUAAUAGAGUAACUACAGCGUUUCAAGUCAAAGCAAUUAUAUACGCUAUCACUACUGGCAGGUAUGUUCCAUGGUCAAAUGAUUAUGCCGAUAAAACAACGAGUGCUUAUAAAACCUUGGCUACAAACUACUGUUCCUUGCUAUUGCAGAGUUUACUAACACAAAAUACACAAAUAACUCGUGGAGCAACUUGUACAUUAAUUGGAUUCAUUCGAACUACACUAAAUUCACCUUCUAAACGACAAAUUCAAAACUCUAACAAUAUUACAACUGAUGCUGUUCAAGGCAAUGCACAAACUGAAUUACAAACAUUAGCUGGUUCACAGUUAAAUCAAGCGCAAUUUUCACAAAUAUUAUUAAGUGGUUAUCAAAAGCUUAAUUUAUCAAGUGGAAAUUAUCUAACCGGCAUUGAUACAACACGGAUUUCACCAACUAUUACAUGUUCACAAACUCGAUCACUUUGUGGUGAACAUGCAUCAUGUCGAAAUACUGACAACGGUGUUACAUGUACAUGUGAUCCAAUGUGGAAAGAUGUAAAUCCAGAUGAUCCAGGAAAAAAUUGUACACUACAUCCUGGAACAAUUGCAUUAAUUGUAUUUGCUGCUAUUCUAUUAACCAUUGCUAUUGCUGCAUUAAUCUAUUUUCUAGUUCGAACAAAAUCAAUGAAACAAUUACGAUUAAAAUAA
Messenger RNA from Schistosoma bovis, 930 nucleotides. The record is from the annotation of a GenBank genome assembly. NCBI's taxonomy places the organism in Eukaryota, Metazoa, Platyhelminthes, Trematoda, Strigeidida, Schistosomatidae.